CAACAAUAAACUUCUUGUGAGGGGGAGACAUGUUGUUAGUGAAAAGCUUUAUUUAAAUAAAGUUAUUAGCAAAAAUGUACAUGUUGAAGCAUUAAAAGUUAAUCGAGUAUGACUUUAAAUUUAUAUUUUUUUAGGUGAAUAUGGCGAAUCCCGUAAGAUUGGUCUCUUUCAUAGUUCGCAUCAUAUUAUGUGUCUUUGUUAAAAAAAAAUCUGAUUCGAUUGUCACUAACCCAUCACUGGGAUUACAUAGCCACCGAAACGAAGGCCGUACUUGUUGAAUUGGAAUAUUUGUUUUCAUGUUUAUAAAAAUGAUGGGUUAUGAUAAAGUUAUUGUUAUGACAUUCAUUCUGAUAUUCGUGCUGAGUGACAUACAUGCCAUAUGCAGGAAACGUUGCCGUGAAAAUAAGCCAUGUGGAGAUGGAUAUGUUUGCAAAGAAGAUAAAGCCAAAGCAAAGAGAUGCUAUUAUAAUAAUAAAGAUUACCAAUGUAGCAAUGGUUCCAUGGUGAAGGAAUGCGACUGCAAUUAUGAGUGUAGUGACAGUAUGGACGAAGUGUUAUGCCCAUGCACAGAAUAUAGUCAGGAAUUUGUAAGCAUUCCGGGAUAUUUCAUCGACAAUGAUUAUGAGGUUGCCUAUCAAGGUGGUCACACAGAGCAAAGCUGCAUGGAUUACUGCUUACGAGAACCAGACUGUGUAAGCUGCGAUCUCAGUACAUAUUCAGACACAUGCUUUCUAAGCUCUAUAUCUCCAGCGCAAGAUAAAGACGCAUUAGUUACAACUCUAGGCUAUAUCCUUUUUGUGAAAAAAUGCAAAAAUUGUGUAAAAUAGAAAAACCAAACAUCUUUGAUUGAAUUUUAGCCAAAUGCUGUCCUUUUGUUCAUCAUUUUAAUAUGUUCGAUUGACUUAUAUUUGUUGGAACAAUCAACGAUUUCAGUCGCGAUCAGAAAUGUUAUUACAUAUCACAAGUAAAUAUUUUAUUCAGAAGAAAAUCAUUGUUUGAGAUGCAGAUGAAUUACACUUAUCAUAAGUAACGGAAGUACAAUAUGAGCACUCUACGGUUGGUAAAAAAGACAUAACUUCAUAAUGUAAACUAUGUUGAAUUCAAUCGCAUUUCAAUCAGUUUGGUCCAUACGAGCCAUUAUUAUUAGGUUAUUUAACAUUGUUCUGUACAAUACGGAGAUAUAUUUGGACUCGUACCCAGCUGAGAAAACCAUAUUGGACGAGCCGUUAGGCGUGUUCAAUAUGGUUUUCUCAGCUGGGUACGAGUCCAAAUAUAUCUCGUAUUGUACAGUACAAUGUUAAAUAACCUUUUUAUUCUAUAUCUAUUUUAUCUUACUAUAAUAAUAGUUUUAAUUAAAAAUGUUUUCACUAAAUAUUGAAUUCCUGCCUUUUCUAGUUUUUCCCAGCUUGGUAUGAGUGCAAAUAUAUAUUAUACAGAACAAUGUUAGACCUUAAGUAACCUUUUUAUUCUAUAUUUAUUUCACUUCAUACGUAAUAUACGUAAUUCAUUGAAUGUAAUUUUUUUUGCGUAUCAUUAUUAAAAAAAGUAUAUGGCGCAACCUCCCUACAACAGCCAUUUGGCGAUUUGGGUGGUAACAAUACUUGGCUGAAAUAUUAUGCCCACAAACAUUGUCAGCAAGUUUGGUGAAGAUCGGAUGAAAACUGUUCGACUUAAAAGAGAGGACAAGGCUAAAUUCCCCGUUUUUCGAGUAAUUCAAGGACUAUAAUUAAAGAGUGCCUGGUACAAUUUGGCUGGUUAUCGAAAUUGGCCGAGAUGUAAUGCCCACAAACAUUGUCAGCAAGUUUGGUGAAGAUCCGACGAAAACUGAAUUAUAGAGCAGACAUGUUUUUGCUGCUGACCGCCCGUCCGCUGCCAUUCAUAAUCUUCUCCAUUUUGUUUCUGAACCGUUAAAUAAAAACUGCUGAGGUAGCUAUUCAGACAGUCGGAGCUAAUACCAAUUUCUAGGUUUCGUCCGGAACGGCUUCUUUUAGUGUCUUUUCAAAUAUUCCAACAUCUGAUGAUCCUUUUUACUGUAUUUUUAAGUUUUUGAUUAUUAACGAACGUUUUAAUAUCUAAAUCAGAUAGUAUUGUUAUCCCUUGAAUCAUUUUUGUGUGUUGUAAACAAAAAAAAAACGAAUGUUUCUCAUUGCAGAGUUGGUGCAGCCGUUCUGCGCUUGCGCGGAAUUAUUAUCAAAUGGAACGCACGGCAAAAAUACUCAUUUUUUUGCAUGUCUGCACGCAUUUAGUGUAUAAUGUGCAUAAUAUACUGACUAAAGGUUAGGGUUAGAAUCACCAUGGUUACAAAAUAUAUACAUUUAAGGUAUUUUUGUUCAAAUUUAGUUAAUCCGGUAUAUACCGGAGUCUGUAAUAUAUCACGGGCGCACCAACUCUGUAUUUAG
Mercenaria mercenaria is the source of this 2399-nucleotide messenger RNA. RefSeq lists its product as uncharacterized. NCBI's taxonomy places the organism in Eukaryota, Metazoa, Mollusca, Bivalvia, Venerida, Veneridae. The record is from RefSeq and is a predicted model, not a curated record. The transcript has 5 exons. The coding region runs from base 297 to 827 and encodes 176 amino acids.